AUGCAGUUUACAACACUCUUCCUCGCCGCGCUCAGCGCCCUCUCCGUCUCUGCGAAGCCGUCAUGGAUGGGCGACCAGAUCACUGUCAAGGAGGAGUAUAAGGUGCCCGGCGAUAACCCGCUGUACUUCUGUGGCGACCCAGCAGAUGAUAUUCUGAAGAUCGAGAAGGUCGAUUUGAACCCGAACCCACCCAAACCGGGCGAGAAGCUCACUAUCAAGGCAACGGGCGACUUCAAAGAGGAAGUUGGCGAGGGUUUCAAGAUGCACCUCCAGGUCAAAUACGGCCUCAUCACGCUCAUCAACCAGGAGGCGGACGGCUGCGAAACGAUUGGCAAGGCGGAUCUUGAGUGCCCACUUGACAAGGGCGAGAUGACUUUGACUAAGGACGUUGAUCUGCCACGGGAGAUUCCUCCGGGCACGUACACCGUUCUCGCAGACGUGUACACCGAAGAGGGCGACAAGAUUACCUGCCUUACCGCUAAGAUUGCGUUCCACCGGUAA
Molecule: messenger RNA, 501 nt
Organism: Cucurbitaria berberidis CBS 394.84
Lineage: Eukaryota; Fungi; Ascomycota; Dothideomycetes; Pleosporales; Cucurbitariaceae
Exons: 3
Coding region: 1-501 (166 amino acids)
Biological process (GO): intracellular sterol transport
Molecular function (GO): sterol binding
Source: RefSeq, a predicted model, not a curated record